Molecule: messenger RNA, 1108 nt
Organism: Mugil cephalus (flathead mullet)
Lineage: Eukaryota; Metazoa; Chordata; Actinopteri; Mugiliformes; Mugilidae
Exons: 2
Coding region: 76-762 (228 amino acids)
Cellular component (GO): cytoplasm
Molecular function (GO): NAD+ poly-ADP-ribosyltransferase activity
Source: RefSeq, a predicted model, not a curated record
AAAAGAAAGUGAAAGCUGUUACGCUUACAGAGAACACACCGAGACAACUUCUGCCGGCCUGAACACUAAAACACCAUGUCAGUGCAGUUCUUUGGCUGGGAGGUGACCUAUGAUGAUGCCUCUCCCCACAUGCAGCUGAAAUCUUCCCAGGCACCCAAAGAUCAGGGUGUCUACACCAUGUACCAUGGCACCAGCAUUGCCAAUGCUAAUCAGAUCAUUGCCAAUGGCUUUCAGCAGUCAACAGGCGGCAUGCUGGGAAAGGGCGUGUACGUCAGUCGCGAUAAGAGGAAGGCCCAGCGUUAUCCUUUACACUCGAACCAAGCAGACCGUGUGGUUCUUGAGUUGCGUGUGCGCGUUGGCCGCGUCAAACGUAUCGACAAGGACAACCAUCCUAUGCAGUACACGUGGAACACACAUGGCUAUGACACUGCCUGGGUGCCCCCCAACUGUGGCAUGAAAGCUGUGCCAAGCGGCCUGGAAGAGGACUGUGUGUUUGACCCCAAAAGAGUGAAGGUUGUGGGCAUUGCAAGCGCACCAAACCCCACCCUACAGGCGCAGCUUCAACAGCUUGUGGCUAAUAGUGUCAGUAAUUCCAGCCAAGAAGUCGGGGGAGCAGCUUCACAUGGUAGUGUUGUAGCGUGUGCACUGUGCAAGCGAAAGGAGAAUCAAAGUUCUCCACACUUCAAGCAACAGUGCUGGGGCUGUGGGGCAAACAUCUGCAUUCUUAUGACCAAGCAUUUCUGUCCUCUUCAACAGCAAUGAAGCAGUUACUCACGCCCAAGCGACGUGGAAGGGGGGAAUAAAUUCAAAUGUUAACUAUCAAAGUAAAAACUGUUCGCCUCAUUCCACUACAAAAAAAAACAUCAAUGAAUUUUUUGCUGGCACUUUUGCAAUGAUAUUAUGAUUUAUACUAUAUUUGUGUAAUACUUCCACAUCAUCAUGUGUUAAGUUUAUGUACAAUCAAGAGUCAAUCUUUGAGCAAAACACCUUUAUUUCAGCUGUAGUAUGGUGAUGAUUGCAAUGUGUUAAAGCCAUUAUUGAUAUUUGUUGAAUACUGUAAAAAUAAUCAUGUGAAGGAAAUAAAGACGAUAUCAUAUCAGACCCUAAA